CCGCAACAGUUUCACUUGUAUAAACCCGGAAUUAUUAUUGGAAUGCGAAAUUUAAAUCAACUAUACGUCGAUUGAGAAAUUUCAUUUAAAUUAUUCAAAACUAAUAUGAAAUCCCAAAUCGCGGAUAAAAAUCGAAAAAAUGAGCCUUGAAAAAGAUAUGAAGGCAAAAAAAUUGCGUUAAUGUUUCAGUUCGUGACUAUGUGUCGAUAUAUAAUUAAUUAUGUUAGUAUUUCCACUAGUGCGAACUGGUAGUCGUGCGUUGCCUGAGGUCGAAUGAUUUUGGCGAGAUAUUGUUAAUUUUCUUAUGAACGAUUUUUUUAGUGAGCUAGUUCUGUUUUAGUGUUUUUGUGUGUUCAAUAGGACGUGUGAAAAUGGCUCUAAAAAGAAACGGGCGAACAGCUCAGUAUUUGAUAUCGUUAGCAGUGUCCUUAGCUGCCAUUUCGGCAGGAGUGUCCGUUUACUGGAGUACGCCGAUGAUACCAAAGUUUCACAGCCACGAAGCCGCUAUAGAGAUUACACAAGAAGAAGCAUCGUGGGUGGCAUCACUUUCAACGCCAGGCUAUGUCGUGGGAAGUUUGGCUUCUAGUUUCGUCGUGGAUCGCUUCGGGAGACGCGCUUCCAUUAUUGCUAGUGCCGUACCUAUGGCUGUUGGAACGAUUAUAUUACAAAUCGCUACUAAAGCUUGGAUGCUUUACAUGACUAGGCUCAUUUGGGGAUUUUCAACGGGAAUGUUUAUGACGGUGUCCUUUAUAUACUUCGUAGAGAUAGCCGACAAAGAGAUAAGAGGGAAACUAUCUGUAGCUAUUCGAUUCAUGUUUAACUUCGGCAGUUUCCUCGUUGUAUCUGUGGGCUCUUUCGUCUCAUACACCACGUUGAACAGAAUGCUGAUAGUAUUGCCUAUAGGUCACUUUGUGGCCUGUUGGUUUAUACCGGAAACUCCGCAUUUCUACAUAAAGGAGGGUAAAGUUGAAGCCGCUGAGAAAUCGCUGCAGUUGCUGCACGGAUGUAAGGAUCAAAAUGAAUUACAGAGCCGUCUUGAGUCACUUCGAUCGGACGUGAAGAAGCAAACGCGUCGUCCGGGCACAUUUAAAGAAUUGUUUACUGGCAAACAAUACAGACGAGCUAUAGUCAUUGUCAUUGGUAUUAAAACGACACAGAUCAUGUCUGGGUCGCUUCCCAUCCAGCAAUACGCCGGUCUUAUUAUCCAAGAGAGUCACGCGGAUAUUCCUCUAUCUGCAGCUUUGAUUAGCUUCGGUGCUGUCAGAUUUGUCGCAGGUAUAAUUUCAUCGUAUCUAGUCGAUAAAGUAGGGCGUCGCCCUCUGCUGAUAGUUACAUAUAUCUGCACAGGCGUGACUCUAAUCAUCGUCGGAAUUUACUUUUACUUUCAAGAAGUGGUCGGCAUUGAUAUCGAAACUUCUAGUCCUUUGAGAUACAUUCCAUUUGUAGGUGUAUUCCUCAGUAUUAGUUUGUCCACAAUCGGCUAUGACUCUUUGGUGUACAUAAUUCCGGCUGAAAUAUUUCCGAUUAACGUCAAAUCUCUAGCUAUUACUUAUUUGAAUAUAUAUGGCGGUCUAAUGAAUUUCUUAGCUGUGAAAGGAUUUCAGAAUAUGAGGGACUGGACGGGUCUUUAUGGCGUGUUCUGGUAUUUUGCGGCAUUUGCUCUGUUAGGCGGGACGUUCUCGUUUUUUAUGGCGCCAGAAACAAAAGGUAAAAGCCUCAGGGAGAUAUUGAUUGAAUUGCAAGGAGACUUAUACGAGGAACCAGAGGAAAGAAAAUUAAACGGUACUAAGGGUGAUGUUCAAAAUAGGGGCGUCAAAGAAAGUUGUGAAUUAACAGAAUUAGCGUGUAAAAAUGAAGAGAACAAUAGGAAUAGUACUGGAGAUUCGUGAAUCAAAUGCAGAAACAUUCUAGAAAAUUAUGUACAUACACUACGGAGUUUUUGGCGGGAAUGCGAAGAGUUAAUAUGUCGUGUGAAUCGUUUUAUUUUGUCAACUUAGUUUUUUUUAGGUGUCAUAAUCCAUAAAGGUUUAUUAUCCGUUUAGUAUUUUGAGAAAGCGAACAAGAUUGUGGAAAUGUAACAAAAUCACAGAACAAGGUUUGACGGGUUUUUUCAAAAAGUCCAUGGCAGUAUUAGUAAAUUUCUGCCAUUUUAAUAAGUGCAUAUUGUAGACUAUUGAACAAAUAAGUUAAGCUAAAAUGUUAAGUAAUUAGCAGUUGGUUGGAUUGAAAUAAGUCAAAAAAGCGUUUCAUUUAGAAUGUUCUGUCUAUGGUUGUGUCUUAAGUGUAAUUAGAAUAUAAUACUACUUCAAGUGCUUUAAUUUUUUCAUAAAUAAUAGUAAUGUAGGAUUAGUUAUCAAAUGAAAAUAUAUUUAUAUAAUAUAAUCUGGGAAAGCGUUUAGUGAAUCUGAACACAUUUAUGUGAAAUAAUUAAAUUAAUCUAUUUUUAU
Molecule: messenger RNA, 2447 nt
Organism: Bombyx mori (domestic silkworm)
Lineage: Eukaryota; Metazoa; Arthropoda; Insecta; Lepidoptera; Bombycidae
Product: facilitated trehalose transporter Tret1-like
Exons: 8
Coding region: 372-1889 (505 amino acids)
Biological process (GO): transmembrane transport
Cellular component (GO): membrane
Molecular function (GO): transmembrane transporter activity
Source: RefSeq, a predicted model, not a curated record